AAAGAAGGAAAUAACUGGAGAUCAGAAACCAGACCCAAACAGAAACCCUAAGGUAAACAACAUCAGUCAGAUUACUCAAAGGCCGAGGCGAAAUUCAAGUUCAAGUAUCAGUAUCCCCAAAUAUUUCAAUUCAACAAAAGAUGAUAAUUGUCCCUGAUGAGUAUCUAACUUCAGAUGUUUUGAUGGGUGCUGAUAUGAUUGGAAAAGCAAAAUUUACUUGGAACGAGAAAACUCAAGAUCUCUAUUGGGGAGAACAACAGUAUAAGAUCUAUAAUACGGUUGGUAGAUCAAUCAAUAUGGUAGAAUAUAGGGAAGGAAUUCAUGAUUUAGAAAGAAAAAAUUGUAAAUUAGGUUCAGAAAAAUGGUUACACAUUAAUCACAAAACCUUGUGUCCUCCAGGAAAAGUUACAUAUCUGAGAAUAACCCAUAAAGAUUUCCAAGUAGGACAGAUAAUUCGUUUUGAAAAGAUGAAGAGUGGAAAAUUGUCAAAGUUAAAUGGGAAAAUCUUAAGUAAUGGUUAUGUGAUAGAUGAACAAAAGGGAUUUGACAUGCCAGUUAUCCAUUUAGGUAAGAGACCCAUUAAGUUCACCCCAGGGUCAAAGAUUGGGGAGUAUACAGUUAUAGAUGAAGAACAAAUUAUAUACUUAGACCUUAAUGGUGUAGAAUUAGGUAACAAAGUAGAACUUGCCCAAACCCUUUUAGAAGAAUCCAAGGAGAAUAAAGUUAUGCUAUGUGGUCUUCACUGCCACAUUUUACCAGAAGAGAAAAAUGAAAAGGUAAUGAGAACCUCCAUAGAGGAAUGUAGAGUUUGCUGUAGGUCUUUGGAGAAACUCUUAGUAGGUAAUGUUGGUCAAAUUGACAACAGUUUAGUUCCUCAUAGUGAGACGGUCCAGAUUAAUGGUGAUCGGAGGACUCGUCUGAGGACACUUAUUAAAAGUUUGGACUGGAAACAUCUUACUGAAGACCAGCAGGAGUUACUAACAGAGGUGAUUCUUGACAACAAUGAAUUGGUCAUACUUGAUGAGACGGAAUUAGGUCGAUUGAAAGUAGCAGAAGCACAUAUUCCUACGGUUGAUAAUGAACCAAUCCGCAUGCCAUUGUAUAGGUACCCUGAACAGUCAAAGAAGAUAAUUGCAGAUAUGAUUCAAAACAUGAUGGAAAGAGGUGUAAUUGAAGAAUCCACUGCUGCGUAUCUAUCACCAAUAGUACUUGCUGGCAAACCUGAUGGAUCAAAGCGUAUGUACAUAGAUUUCAGGGCAAUCAAUAAGAAAAUAAAGAUGGACGUACAGCCUCUUCCUAGAUUAGCGGAGCUAGUAGAAGAGAGUGCUGGAAGAAAAUUGUACUGAACUUUAGACAUGAAAGAUGCUUAGUUUCAAGUGGCCCAAGAUGAAUCUUCUAAAGAUUUAACUUCUUUUUCGGAUGGAUUAAAUUUGUACAGAUUUAAGCGUCUGCCAUUUGGAUUGUCAAUUAGCCCUGCUAUCUUUACUAGGAAAAUGCAAGAAGUAUUAAGUCCAUUAAUUAAGAAGGGCUGGUGUAGGAAUUAUUUAGAUGAUGUAGUUCUCUGGGCAGACUCUUACCAACAAAUGCUGGAAAGAUUACAAAAAACAUUUCAAAGGUUAGAACAGAUGGGAAUGAAAGUAAAUUUAUCCAAAUGUGAUUUUGGCAAAAGGGAAGUUAAGUUCUUGGGACAUAUCAUAUCAGAGAAAGGAAUUAAGCCAAAUAAAAAGAACCUGGAAGCAAUUAACAAGAUGCCUCCUCCCCAAAGUGUCAAACAAGUAAGAAGAUUCAUUGGCAUGUGUAAUUUUUAUCGGAAGCAUAUACCAAAUUUUGCCCAAAUAGCUGAACCUUUAACUAAUCUGACCAGGAAAGAUGUAAAAUUUGAGUGGAAUGAGACCUGUAAUA
Messenger RNA from Penaeus monodon (black tiger shrimp), 1902 nucleotides. RefSeq lists its product as uncharacterized. The record is from RefSeq and is a predicted model, not a curated record. The transcript is spliced from 2 exons. The coding region runs from base 141 to 1346 and encodes 401 amino acids. NCBI's taxonomy places the organism in Eukaryota, Metazoa, Arthropoda, Malacostraca, Decapoda, Penaeidae.